Molecule: messenger RNA, 559 nt
Organism: Xiphias gladius (swordfish)
Lineage: Eukaryota; Metazoa; Chordata; Actinopteri; Istiophoriformes; Xiphiidae
Product: EKC/KEOPS complex subunit LAGE3
Exons: 3
Coding region: 60-353 (97 amino acids)
Cellular component (GO): EKC/KEOPS complex
Source: RefSeq, a predicted model, not a curated record
CGCGCAGGAAGAAAAAAAACCCUCACUUCCGCUCCGGUCUCGUCGACACACCGACCACGAUGGCGGCGUCCGGCGGAGAACCGAAGCAUGAAACAGACAAACUAGAGUUCACUCUGGACGUCCCCUUCCCGUCGUCCCGCGAGGCCGUCAUCGCUCUGCAGUCUCUGUCCCCGGACCGAGAGCCGAGGAAGGGCGGCAUCAGCAAACAGCUGACGGUCGCCGGCAGCACGCUGUCUGUGAGGUGGAGCGCGGACGAGGCUCGAAUCCUCCGAGUGUCUGUGAACUCGUUUCUGGAUCAUCUGUCGCUCGUCGUGGAAACCAUGGAGAUGUUUGGACCCCCUGUUUCCCAGUGAAGAAUCACAAAAGACUCAGGACUAUGAUGCUUUGAUCCCAUCAUCCUCCACUGGACUUUUCAAUCCUUGGAUACGACUCAGGUGCGGCACCUGGAACAGGUAGAAACUGAAGUUUUGUAAAGGAAGUUUGAACGACUGGCAGCUUGAAAUGUGAGUUCAAGUUUGUUUCAAACAGUUAAAUCCGAUUUGUUUCCUUGUUUAACUGG